This is a messenger RNA of Hymenoscyphus albidus, 448 nucleotides long. The record is from the annotation of a GenBank genome assembly. Lineage: Eukaryota; Fungi; Ascomycota; Leotiomycetes; Helotiales; Helotiaceae.
AUGAGUAAAUGAACUCACACUCGGGCUACUACCCCCCCUACCACACCUCCAAACUCCCCGAACCAUCCAUACAUCCAAACUAACCUGUUACCCCUUCUCAAACACAGUCCUCCAAACAACCAUAAACUACAACCCCGACCGCACAGGCUUAAACCAAUCCACCGAAGUCGAAGGCAUCUACCCGUCCUGGCGAGAAGCAUACGAAGCCGCCCACACGACACUUCUCGACGCGGAUGUGACCAAGGAGUCCUUUGGGGAGUACGAUGAGAAGGAGGGCUUUGAGGGCGAGUGGCCGUAUGGUGAGGAUGUGUGUGGUGCAUGCGGUUAGUCAGAUGGGGGAGAAACUUUUGGUGGUGGUUAAGGCGUCGCCGGGGGGUUGUGGGUAUCUUGGGGUGAGGAUGUGAGGUGGUUUUUGGGAUGGGGAUGGGAAUGGGAAGGGGAAAUGUUG